Paracoccidioides brasiliensis Pb18 is the source of this 2010-nucleotide messenger RNA. RefSeq lists its product as uncharacterized. The record is from RefSeq and is a predicted model, not a curated record. The transcript has a single exon. Bases 1 to 2010 code for a protein of 669 amino acids.
AUGCCCCCUGAAACCCCGCUCCCACUUCCCCCCUCCUGGCCCGACACGGACACCUACGUAUCCUCCCUUCUCACCUUCGCAACGACCUCCAAUGUCUUUCUCAACUUUUGUGGAGGAAUACAUAUCCUCGAUUUCCUCACCCGCGUGCCAGAUCUCUACACAACCGUCAUACCGCAGGAUUGGAGGGAGUUCUUCGCGCACCAUGACAUCAGUGCGAUAUUGGAUCUGCUCAUGAGAGAGGAUAUAGAAUCAUUACGAAGAGAUAUAUGCCGCGACAGCAGUGGGGGAAAAGAGGGUGCUGUUGAAUGGAGGGGUGGCCCGACGCCCCCUCAGAGUCUGCUGGAAUAUAUCCAUGAUAUACGACGACAUUGCCUGCGGCGGGAGUUCACGCCUACAAAUAACUAUGCUGAGCAGAACGGGCGUCGCAAUGGAAAUUCCAACCCUAAAAGUUGUAGCAAUGUUAUCCCCCGCCAUAUCGCCGUUGGUAUGAAACCCAAAAAGGUGCAUGAAGUCGCCCAUUUCGCCAGCUAUGUCGAUGCCCUCACUGAUCAUAUUGAGCAUCGGAAAGGUGAUGGAGAGCGGAUUACACAUAUUGUUGACUUUGGUUCUGGGCAGAAUUACCUUGGCCGGACGCUGGCUAGCCAACCGUAUAAUAGACGGGUUAUUGCCAUUGAGCGAAGGCGGAAUAAUAUUAGUGCUGCGAUGGGGAAAGAUGUAUUGGCAAAGCUGAAGAAGGAGAGGGCCGUGAGGGAUCAGAAAGGGGAUAAGGAGAGUGUCAAUGGGGAUGUCCCUGGGGACGUUACGGGUAAAGUGGAUUCUGAUUCUGCGGUGCCAACUCCGCAGAAUGGCCAGGUUAAGAUUUAUGGGGAAGAUAGGGAAGAUUCGACAACGCUGGUUCAUGCUGAGGUUGGGAUUGAAUCAAAUGCUGGGAAAUGCCCUGGAUGUUCCGAUGGUUGUACCACAGAACAGAACGAGGAGGACACCUGUUCCAAGGGUUCCAUGGAUUACAUCGAACAUGACAUCCAAGACGGGUAUCUUGAACGUAUCAUUAAACACGUCGUGGAGGCCGCCCCCUCUCCUCCGCCUCCGACCCACCAGUGUACAUGUACAUCUACAUGUCCCAAGCACACACCGCCAACCUUCCAAACACCCAAGUCCCCACCCCAAGCACGUGUCAUGGUCAUAUCCCUCCACUCCUGUGGGAAUCUCGUGCACCACGGCAUCCGCUCACUCCUCCUCAACCCCUCCGUCACUGCCAUCGCCAUGAUCGGCUGCUGCUACAACCUCAUGACUGAACGCCUCGGCCCAGUAACCUACAAACUUCCCGUUCUCCGCUCUCUCCACCCACGUCUCGAAGCCACCUCCAAAGCCUACGACCCACACGGUUUUCCCAUGAGCAAAUACUUCGAAACUUACACCCACGAGGGCGGCACGGGUAUCAAGCUCAACAUCACUGCACGCAUGAUGGCGGUUCAGGCACCGUAUAAUUGGGGCCCAGAGGAUAGUGAGAAUUUCUUCACCAGACACUACUAUCGCGCCUUGCUGCAGCGGGUUCUGGUAGACUAUGGUGUUGUGCCGGUACCUGGUCCUGGGUCGCCGGUUGGUGACGUGUCAAUGGAGUCUGGGAUGAAGGCGGAGGUUAGUGGGACGCCACUGAUUGUCGGAUCGAUGCGUAAGGCUGCCUUCACCUCGUUCAUUGCAUAUGCGAGCGCGGCUAUUGCGAAAUUAUCCCGCGAUCCGCACUAUGGAGCGGCGAUUAGGGAGAAGGUGGCUGGGCUGUCUGCGGAGGAGUUAGCGAGGUAUGAGGAGCGGUAUGCGGUGUAUAGAAAGAAUCUGAGCAUUGCGUGGAGUCUUAUGGCGUUUAGCGCUGGGGUAGUGGAGUCUCUGAUUGUGGUGGAUCGAUGGCUGUUUCUGCGCGAGCAUGAAGGGGUGAAGGAGGCGUGGGUGGAGACGGUGUUUGAGUAUCGGCAGAGUCCGAGGAAUUUGGUUGUUGUAGGGGUUAAAGUGUGA